AUGGAGGAUUGUAAAACGUUUACAUUUGGUCUGUGCGGUAAGAGCAAAAAUCACUUCGAAACGAGAAAUGAAUGUCGCGACCGUUGUCAAGAAAUUGGCCUACACGAAGCAAGAGCAAAUGUUUCGGAAAAGAUAUAUUGCCGUUAUCAGCCGGACUUUGGAGACUGUAAUAACUACCAUCCGAUGUUUUAUUUUGACAUAACGCAACGCUUCUGCAGAGGCUUCUCGUACAGCGGUUGCGGAGGCAACUUGAACAGAUUUCCCAAUGCUCAAAUAUGUACUGCCGUAUGCGCAGGCGCAGUAGAGUAUUAUUAAAUAAUUUUGCUUUCUAAA
This is a messenger RNA of Manduca sexta (tobacco hornworm), 333 nucleotides long. RefSeq names its product kunitz-type serine protease inhibitor homolog delta-dendrotoxin-like. The coding region runs from base 1 to 315 and encodes 104 amino acids. Gene Ontology annotation, molecular function: serine-type endopeptidase inhibitor activity. The record is from RefSeq and is a predicted model, not a curated record. NCBI's taxonomy places the organism in Eukaryota, Metazoa, Arthropoda, Insecta, Lepidoptera, Sphingidae. The transcript is spliced from 3 exons.